UGUCACAUGCGUAAUUUUUCCUUUCUAACACUCUCCUCACAUUCUCAUCCACAGCUUCACCUCCUUCACUCUUUCAUUUUAUUCUGUCUCUCUUUAUUCACUUGAUCUCAUCACUUGACCAGAUGAUCAGCUCAGUGAUCACCAUGAGGACCAAGGUCAUCUUAGUUCUGACGUUAUUCAUGUUAAUUCUCCUGAUUCCUGCAUCUUCUGCUGAUAAUCAAACACACAACAGCAACACCACUCCUCUCCCAAUCAACAUAACAUAUACUGAAGCUUCAACUGGUAAACUAGGUUCUUCAUCUGACCGGACUGCCACGACAACGGAGAAAAAGGUCACCAAACAGAAUGAUACCACCCCUGCAUCAACAUCUUUGUCGUCAUCUACAGUGGCAUCACCUCUCACAACAACCAACCAACUUGACCAAUUUUCCUCCUCAGCAACGACCCCAAACACAACCCUUUCCUCUAAAUCCAGUAACUCCAAGUUAAUGCUUUUAGUGAUUCUGUUGGCCAUCGUGGUGUUGAUGCUGUUUGUGGGAUGCCUCCACGCCAUGAGGGACCGGCAUUCAGGGCAGGACAGCUCUGUCCCCAGGCUCCUACUGGGUGUGAGGGAGAGGCUGAGGGCUGCGAUUGGUAACCUGGAGGACCGGAUGGGGCGUCGCCACUGGCCAGGGGGGAAGAGAGGAGAGGAGGAUGAUGAGGAGGCAGAGGGAAGACAGGGAGAAGAAGAAGGACAGAGGAGAGACGACGGGGGAGAAGGAAGUAGUUGUGGAGUGAGGAACAAAGAAAAGGGUGAACAGAAGGAGGUAGACAGUGAUUCUUCAGAUGACUACUCCAGUAUGGAGGGAGACAACCUGAGGGAGAGGGCGUUGAGCAGACAGGAGGAAGAGGAGAGGAAGCAGAGCGGGAACGAAGACGGGGAGGAAACGAGUAGUGCAAGUGAGGGAUGCCAAAGUGCUGUGGUAGGAGAGAGCAGUGGAGAUAAAAAGGGAAGCUCAGAAGAGAUAGCAUUAGUCAACUCUCUGCAGGAGGAUGUCAAAAAGGCAGAUUUGUGUGAUGUCACUGUCCUGUAGUGAUAAAAAGCAUGAUUGGAAGAAGGACGAAAAGAUGCCAGGAUUGAAGAGAAUGAAUUUGCUGGUCAGGAAUCAGAUUUAGAAGGAGAAUGAUCAUGCGAUGGUUUUAAAAUGUGUGGUUUCACUGAAGGUUAAAGGUUAUAAAUGCUGUGUGGUCUUCAUGUCUUUGAAUGGUGGGCCAAACAUAUUAGUGAUACUGUUUAUGUAUGUUUAAUUUUGUAAAUCAGAAAGUUCUCUUUAAACCUUUUAAAGUGUGGGGAAUACCGUCAGUUUGUGUUUGAUAAUCUUCAAAUAAACCUUCAAAAUCAGUAA
This is a messenger RNA of Siniperca chuatsi (mandarin fish), 1385 nucleotides long. RefSeq lists its product as uncharacterized. The record is from RefSeq and is a predicted model, not a curated record. Bases 123 to 1073 code for a protein of 316 amino acids. The transcript is spliced from 2 exons. NCBI's taxonomy places the organism in Eukaryota, Metazoa, Chordata, Actinopteri, Centrarchiformes, Sinipercidae.